This is a messenger RNA of Suncus etruscus (white-toothed pygmy shrew), 6320 nucleotides long. RefSeq names its product tripartite motif containing 66 (gene TRIM66). Lineage: Eukaryota; Metazoa; Chordata; Mammalia; Eulipotyphla; Soricidae. Gene Ontology annotation, molecular function: zinc ion binding; protein binding. Bases 252 to 3986 code for a protein of 1244 amino acids. The record is from RefSeq and is a predicted model, not a curated record. The transcript has 20 exons.
GAGGCACCCAGAGGAUUAGGAAGGAGAUGCAGCUAGGAAAAGAGUCGCCUCUUUGAGGUCUUCCUCUUGCUGUUCAGUUUGGAAAAACUGCUGCAGAGCCUUCGAGAUAAACAGGAACAGGAGGAGUCAACCAAGCCCUUUCUUGCAGGAGCAUUUCAGAGCUCAUUUGUCCUGGGUGUAAUAGAGUAUGCCUCACUGAAGAUGUAACUGAACUAUUUUUUCUAAAGUGCUUUUCUACUGGGCAAUCCGAUAUGGCUAGGAAUUGCUCAGAGUGCAAGGAGAAGAGAGCGGCACACAUCCUCUGUACUUACUGCAACCGCUGGCUGUGCAGCUCCUGCACAGAGGAGCAUAGGCAUGGACCUUCUCCAGGAGGCCCACUCUUUCCCAGAACCCAGAAAGGAUCUCCAGGAGUGAAUGGUGGUGCUGGGGACUAUGCCUUGUACUGUCCUCUGCACACUCAGGAAGUGCUUAAACUAUUCUGCGAGACUUGUGACGUGCUCACGUGCCAUAGCUGCCUCAUGGUGGAACACAAAGAACACAGGUGCAGACACCUUGAAGAAGUUUUGCAAAAUCAGAGGAUGCUUCUGGAAAGUGUGACUACACAGGUGGCACAUAAAAAAUCAAGUCUACAGACAUCUGCAAAGCAAAUUGAGGACAGGAUUUUUGAGGUGAAGCAUCAGCACAGGAAGGUGGAAAACCAGAUUAAAAUGGCCAAGAUGGUGCUGAUGAAUGAGUUGAACAAGCAGGCCAAUGGAUUAAUAGAGGAAUUGGAGGGUAUUACAAAUGAGAGAAAGAGGAAACUGGAGCAGCAGUUACAGAGCAUCAUGGUUCUUAAUCGGCAGUUUGAACAUGUGCAAAAUUUCAUCAACUGGGCUGUCUGCAGCAAAACAAGCAUCCCCUUCCUUUUCAGCAAAGAGUUGAUUGUGUUUCAGAUGCAGCGAUUGCUAGAGACAAACUGUAACACAGAUCCUGGCUCUCCCUGGAAUAUCAAAUUCACCUGGGAACCGAACUUCUGGACCAAGCAGCUGGCUUCCCUUGGCUGUAUAACCACUGAAGGUGGCCAAUACUCCCGUGCAGAAACUCCUGCUUAUGGUGCUCUCCAGGGACCAUCAUCCUUCUAUCAGAGCCACCAGUCCCCAGCUACCCAGCAAGAGACACUUAGUCAUCCCUCUCACAAGUUCCAGUCUUCAGUCCUCUGCUCCUCAUCUGUGUGCUGUUCUCACUGUUCCCCUGUAUCACCCUCUCUCAAAGGCCAGAUGCCUCCACCUACCAUGCACCCCACCCACAGCUUCCGGCAGUCAUCUGAGAUGGUGCCUCCACACCUGGGGCCACUGCAGUGCUCUAGCCUGAUGCCCAGGGAGAAGGAACUGGUCUGCAAUCCACACCCACCCAAGUUGCUGCAACCUUGGCUCGAAACUCAGCCCACAGUGGAGCCAGAGAACACUGCCCAGAGAGUGGGGCAGCCACUGACUUCCCAGCCAGUGUGUAUUGUGCCCCCACAAGAUGUUCAGCAAGGAGCCCCUGCCCAGUCCACUGUACAGGCUCCAUCCAUCCAAGUCCAGUUCGGCCACCAUCAGAAGCUAAAGCUCAGCCACUUUCAACAGCAACCACCACAGCAGCCACCACCACCAUUGCCCCUGCCACCUGCACCUCAGCAGCAGCCUCCCAUACCUUUACCUCCAUCUCAGCACAUGGCUCCCAGUCAGCAUGAGAGCCCCCCUGGGUCUGCCUGCUCCCAGAAUGUGGACUUGAUGCACCACAAAUUUGAACUGGAGGAGAUGCAGAAAGACUUGGAACUUCUCCUUCAGGCCCAGCAGCCCAGCCUACAGCUGAGUCAGACUAAGUCUCCUCAGCAUCUUCAGCAGACCAUCGUGGGCCAGAUCAACUAUAUUGUGAGGCAGCCAGCACCUGUUCAGUCCCAGAACCAGGAGGACACUGUGCAGGCUGUUGAUGAGCACCAAACAUCUGAAGGCCCAAAGCCAGCUCUCCCUCUUGAUAAGAAUACUGCUGCUACCUUGUCCCAGUCUUCUGGGGAAGAAACUCCUCACAGUGUCCCCCAACUGGACAGCACCAUCCAGCACUCCUCUCCAACUGUGGUGAGAAAGCACUCCACCUCAGUGAGCAUCAUGGGCUUUUCUAACACACUGGAAAUGGAGUUGUCAUCCAACAGGCUGACAAGAACCUUAGAACCACAGAUCCAGAGUGUGAGCAGCCUGACAACAGGUACCCCCCAGACAGUACAAAGCCUGCUGAGUGGCCCCCCACCAACUGUGUCCAGCCUGGCAAACAGUCAAAACCAGACUGUGCCCAGCCUGACAGCCAGCCAUCUGCAACCUGUACCCAGCCUUAUGCGUGGUGCUCCCCAGUCCAUGCUCAACCCUAUGAGUGAGUCCUCCCUGGCUAUCCCGAGCCUGGCAAAUGAUCGCUCUCAGCCUGGGCCUAACCCAGUGUCUACUCCCACUGAGUCUGUGACGAGUCUGGCAGCUUGUCCUCAUCCAGGCUUGCCCCCAGCUUCUGACACACAGUCAGAAACUGGAUCCAGUUCAAGCUGCAGUUCAAGCUCUGGCCGAGGCACUGACAACCUGUGCCCUCUGGAUGGGCCCAACCCCUCCCUUGGAACUACACUUUGUAAGAUUGAAAGUGAGGACUCCACCCGCUUCACUGAUUCUCUGGGACAAGGACCCAUGGCCCCUGGUCUGGAUGCCUCCAAAGACUUGGUUAUUCCUUCAGAACCUGAGGAGCCAAUUAAUCUCUCUGUGAAAAAAUCUCCACUGGUUCCAGUGGUCAGCACAUCCAUGGCUUUGCAACAGUACCAGAAUCCAAAAGAGUAUGACAACUUUGAUCAAGGAGCCCUGGAGCCAAAUACCAAGGAAAACCACAGUAUCAGCUCCUUCACCAGUGAGCCCAAGAUCCCCUAUGUGCGACUGGAGCGACUUAAGAUUUGUGCCACUUCUUCAGGAGAGAUGCCUGUGUUCAAGCUGAAGCCCCAGAAGAAUGAUCAGGAUGGGAGAUUCCUGUUGAUCAUUGAGUGUGGCACUCAGUCCUCUAGCAUGUCCAUUAAGGUCAGCCAAGACCACAGCUCAGAUGCCAUACAGACCCCUAGCCUGGGGGGAAGAAAGGUCACUGUCACUUCUAUGCCUGGGCAGCGACCUUCAGAGGUGGAGGGGGCAGCCUCUGAAGAACCAAGACUUCCUCCUCGUACCCCUGGAGCUAAGAAGGGACCCCCAGUUCCAAUAGAAAAUGAAGACUUCUGUGCUGUGUGCCUCAAUGGGGGAGAGUUGUUGUGCUGUGACCGCUGCCCCAAAGUGUAUCAUCUCUCCUGUCACCUGCCAGCCCUGCUCAGCUUCCCUGGGGGAGAUUGGGUGUGUACCCUGUGUCGCAGCCUGACACAGCCUGAAAUGGAGUACGACUGUGAGAACGCCCGCUACAAUCAGCCUGGGGUACGGGCUCCUCCUGGCCUGAGCCUAUUUGAUCAGAAGAAGUGUGAGAAGCUGGUCCUGUCGCUAUGCUGCAACAGUCUCAGCCUGCCUUUCCAUGAGCCUGUCAGUCCACUGGCCCGGCAUUAUUAUCAGAUUAUUAAGAGGCCAAUGGAUCUAUCAAUCAUUCGGAGGAAGCUACAGAAGAAAGACCCAGCUCACUACACCACCCCAGAAGAGGUGGUGUCUGAUGUGCGCCUCAUGUUCUGGAACUGCGCUAAGUUCAAUUAUCCUGACUCAGAGGUGGCUGAGGCUGGCCGCUGCCUGGAAGUGUUCUUUGAGGGCUGGUUGAAAGACAUCUAUCCAGAGAAGCAGUUUGCCCAGCCCAGGCAGGAGGAUUCAGACUCAGAGGAGGUAUCCAGUGAGAGUACGUGCUCCACGCCCCAGAGCUUCCCGUGGCCCUCUUACAUGCAAGAGGGUAUCCAGCCUAAGAGGCGGCGGCGACAUAUGGACAACGAAAAAGCAAAAAGAAUGUCUUUUCGUCUGACCAACAGCAUCUCCCAAGUGUGAGAGCUGGAAGGAGGCCGAGCUGCCCGGCCACCGGCACCCCGUCCUAUUGACCACUUCUUCCCACCUUUCAGCUCAUUUUCUUGAGAUUGUGGAUGUGAGACAGUCUUGUGGAGCUGUGUCGUGAUCUUCUUUGCCGUUCACAUCAUACAGCAUUUAUUUGGGAGCCUUCUUGCAUCCAUGUCAGAGAUAUCAGGAAUAAACCAACAAGAGGGGAGGAGUUCCCGACUCCUGGCAGGGUCAGAUGUGCAGGGUCUAGAAGAGCUCCAGGCCAGUUGGUCUGGGGAAAACCCGUUUGCCUUGGUGAAUUCUUGCUGCUGAGGAAAGUAGACUUUUCUCACCUUUCAGUUUGCAGGGCAUAGGAGGAAUGUAUAUAGCCAGACUUCUCCUGGUCCCAGAAGAAGGUGAAAGAAGGUAGAGGUUCUGACAUAGAGCAGGCCUCUUAUUCCUGGCCAGCACAGCCAAAGACUGUCACUGUUUGCCUUUGAUUGGCCUGCCAGGGUUGAAGUCACCUGCCCUGGGCAGGGUAAUGAACGGAGGCUUCUAGAGGCCAUUGGUCUCAAUUGGUGCCUAUUUGAGUUUUAAUGGUUUUCAGGGUAUUUGCCUUUCCCAGUUCCUUUCCUGAUGUUGACCAGGUGGCCUCUGGAAAAGUGUCAUGGACACCAUGGACCUGUCAGUGUGGUGGUGUAGGCUGAUAUCGCACAUGCCAGCUAAAGAAGAUGUACUUCAGCGCUCACCUUCUGUGCCACUUAUAAUUUAUUUUUGGCUCAUAGCUCAUCUUUGAUGUCAGAACCUGCCUUUCUGAAGUGGUUUCAGUAGCCACCCCCUUGUUACCACCGUUCUGAGGCCUAAGUCCUGAGUUCUGUCAGGAAAGCUGGGCAGCAGCUACCACUUGCAUCAGGUUCAGUAACACCUGAGGUUAGUGGGGUUCUUGCUUUAGAGAGUUCACUCUCCAUGUGCACUGAGCCAAAGAUCAGAGGGCAUAUUCUCAUUCGCCCACACCCCAGGCUGUCCUCAGCCUCAAGAGAGCUGAGACUCCACCUGUAGCCCUUUUGUGUUGAGGCAGUGGAGAGAUGAGCUGGGUCUGGAUCCACAGAAUAUCCACGGAGGAAGUUCUGUUAAAGUGGACAAGGGGGACAUUGGGAGGCAAGACGUGGUUUCGUUUGGAGCCUCUGAAGCAACUUUAGGAUGUGGCUUCUAGGAUGCAAAGAGGAGUGUUUCAGAAGUCAUGGGAGCAAGGAGCUCUAAGUUGCAUCUGAGAUGGAUCUUUGUGGCUCUUGGAGAAGGCUCAAAAAGAAGAGGCCUGCUGGAUGCUGGGGCUCAGGGCACUCACCAGAACAGGCUUGACUGAGAAGGAGCCUGUUACCGGUGGUGUUGGGGGACCUUUGGUUUUGGCUUUAGCCUCCUGGCCCUGAGGCAUAGGUUUGCCUGGUCCUACCAUUGCUUGGCUAAUUUCAAGAGUCUGAGAUCCUGACUUUGGGCUCAAGAUGCAGUUUACAGAACUUGUUGUUUGUGAGGCCUUUGUCAAUGGGAGGAUUUCAAAUGGAGAGAACAUCUGUCUUCUGCUGUGAGCCAGACCUGUUCAUUUUCUUCUCCACCUGACUCAAGCACAUUGUGCCCAUUGACUUGUCAUGAUUUCACCAGCACAUGCCAAGCUCCCCUUGGCACAUGGACUUGCAGGACCCUGUCUUCAAAUUUGGGGUCACCAAGUCCACUCCAGGGCUCAGGAAAUCUUUUGAGUUAGUCAUCUUCUCUUUGGGGCUCAGGGGACUUUCUGGCUUGGGCUUUGUUUGCAUCUCUUUCCAUUUUUAAAUGUUUUUCUCUUUAGUUAACUUGGCAAGGCUCCCUGUAAUUACUCCACUAAUUACUGCUCUUGGUUCCUCUUUGUUUUAUGGGGAGCCCACACCUCCCACCUCCUCAGAGUGAGCUUCAUGGUGCUUUGUGUGGGCAGCCAGGGGAUGUGGGGACAGCCUCAGACCUGACUGAGAACCACUUCUGGAGCAGCUGGUGGCCACAAACAAGAAGCAGAAAUACCUUGUUAAAGACUUGAAUUUCCUUCUAUCCCUGAGGGAAAUUUUUUCUAUCCCUACUGGGCUCUAGAAGCACCUGCUGGGUGAGGGGACUAUAGUAUCAUUCACUCCCUCCCUGUUACCAAGUCCCUGCAUGCUGAGGGGAUUCCUUUAGCAAGCCUGGGGUGGGGGUAGGACUCUUUCUUUUCAGCAGGGCCCUGGGGCACCUCUCUAUCCCUAUUAACAGUUUUCCCACCUCAUCACCUGCUCCCUGGAUUUCCCUGUGUACUUAAUAUCAAUAUUCUAGGCCUUGAUUUUGUUUCAGCUU